CAGAAACACACAAAAUCCCGACUCAGCAAGAUUUUGGUAAAACUAAAAGCUUAUCUUAUUAUCACUUACCAUCUCACUGCCCCCAUCCCCACUUCUGCUAAUUAGGUAAUUCACAAUCACCCUGUUUCCGAUUUCCCUGUUUGUUAUAUUCUUUAAUCUUAUCAAACCACCACCUUUUUGUUUUUUUCUUUUUCUGUUCCAUUCCCUGCCAAAAAUAAUUGAAUUUCAGACCAACCAAACACCAAAACUAAAGUUCCCUUCUUUUAACCUUAACAACACCCACACUACCCAGUUUCUGUCUUUACAACAUAAGUACCUUGCCUUGCUAUCGAAGCCAGACACUUUUCUUUUUGUUUCUUCAAGGGUUUUGAGAGGGAUUAACGAUGAGGGCAAUAAAGGCAGCGGCUGGUGAUGCGGUGUUAACGUUUAUGUGGGUUUUCUGUUCAUCGUUGUUUGGGUUUUUUACUACCCUUAUAGCUACUGCACUCGGUGUGCAACACCAUGUUUGGGCUACCCUUUUUAUCACUACAGUUCUUGUUUUCGUGUUUGUUUUCUUGUUUGGUUUGAUCGCUGAGUUUCUGGGUGGCGCUAGUUUUAAUCCUACUGGUACUGCUUCUUUUUAUGCUGCUGGUGCCACUGCUGAUAAUCUUUUCUCUAUGGCUCUUAGAUUCCCUGCUCAGGCAGCAGGUGCUGUGGGCGGUGCAUUGGCGAUCCUGGAGGUGAUGCCUCUGCAGUAUAAGCACAUGCUUGGAGGCCCAGCUUUGAAAGUUGAUUUACAUACAGGAGCAAUUGCUGAGGGGGUGCUGACCUUUUUGAUUAGCUUUGCUGUUCUUGUGAUUAUCCUUAGAGGUCCUCGGAACUUGUUCGUGCAGAAUUGGUUGAUUGCUGUUGUGACUGUAGCAUUGGUUGUCACAGGUUCUAAAUACACCGGUCCUUCCAUGAAUCCGGCUAAUGCUUUCGGGUGGGCAUACAUAAACAAAUGGCACAACACAUGGGAACAAUUUUAUGUCUACUGGAUUUCCCCCUUCAUAGGGGCAACAUUGGCUGCUUGGAUCUUCCGCUUGAUCUUCCCCCCACCGGCACCAAAACAGAAGAAAGCCUGAAAGUGCAAAAUUAGCUUCAUGUCAAUCACAGUAGUAGAUAAGCUAGAUGUUCAACUGUAAUAAAGAAACUCUUUUUAGUUAUUCCAUUAUCUUCAUUGACGAUCUUCCUUGCAUGUUAUCCAUGUGAUAUGCUUCUUGAGAAACAGGCACAACUUUUUGCAUAUGCAACUAGAUCAGAUGAUUAAUUUGUGCUGGAAGGCACAACUUUUUAUUA
This is a messenger RNA of Ricinus communis (castor bean), 1317 nucleotides long. Its product is annotated as aquaporin SIP1-2. Gene Ontology annotation, biological process: transmembrane transport. Gene Ontology annotation, cellular component: membrane. The transcript is spliced from 3 exons. NCBI's taxonomy places the organism in Eukaryota, Viridiplantae, Streptophyta, Magnoliopsida, Malpighiales, Euphorbiaceae. The record is from RefSeq and is a predicted model, not a curated record. Gene Ontology annotation, molecular function: water channel activity. The coding region runs from base 384 to 1103 and encodes 239 amino acids.